AUGUCUGUGUCCUCGGGCGACUCGGACAUUGAUGGCCCAAGGUCGUCAUUAGGUCCCGACCUGAUGGACGAAGACCAGUCGCUUGUCCCCAGCGGACGAGACGUUGUGCAUAGCAUCUUGAAUGGAAUUAGGGAUGACAAAGACAAGUUGCUGCUUACGUCGAACGUCUUCUGUCUACUACAACAUGUGCAAUCUCGGGUUUUCAAAAGCGAAGCUUGCAUUAAUGUGAUAGAAGCUGCAGUGUCGGAGGUCUCACGCCUACAGGACAAAAAAGAAAGAGACGGGUCGGUUCCCCCACAAUUGUCAAAAGAACAAGCGAAGAAAUGGGUAAAAUGGCCUGACGGUCACAUCUGUCCACCGCGGGAGUCCUUCCAACAUAGGAAUGAGAUAGAGCGAAAUCGAAUGCGAUUCGAAUUUUGGCACCUUCUUCGUACCGACUGCCUUUUUCGUCUUUCAUUUGGUAAACCAGCGUUGCUCCCUGAAGGGUCAUGGGCUGUUAAUCUUCCUGACCCCUCGAUCACUGGCGUCGAUGAUGCGUCGACGCACUUCAUCCAAAUACACUUCCUGGCAUCGAUGCGGCUGACACUGGUUGUCCUGAAAUACUUGGACUGGGUGAAGGCUGAGUCCAAUCAGAAUGCAGCUACGUACGAUAGUUGGCUGGAUGAUCUCAUCACCGAAGUGGAGACGAUCAUGGCUGACUGGAACGUUGAGGAGCUCAUAAGUAAUGCCAAAAAUCUUAUCGACACCUGGUUCUGUGCAGAUAUCCUGUUCGCCGGCUACAGGAUCAUUAUCGUCCUCUCACAGGCCAAGAAUUGCAAUCGAGACAGCUACCACUUGCCACGGCACACGGUAGACCUCGCCAGAAAGUCUCUAAAGGUGUUUCAAUCUCUCAUGGGUCCGACAGUGGGGUCAUUCUGGGGUAUCAGGUAA
This is a messenger RNA of Aspergillus fumigatus Af293, 930 nucleotides long. Its product is annotated as transcription factor domain-containing protein. Bases 1 to 930 code for a protein of 309 amino acids. NCBI's taxonomy places the organism in Eukaryota, Fungi, Ascomycota, Eurotiomycetes, Eurotiales, Aspergillaceae. The transcript is spliced from 3 exons. The record is from RefSeq and is a predicted model, not a curated record.